AUGCUGGCUACUCUUGAGAAUCAGUCAUGCAGCAGGCUCUCAGAUCUUGUUUGUGUUCCCAGGAACACAACUGGCGGCUUUCUGAACAUGAACCCAAGCAUUACAGACAUGAACAACGUCUCGCAGAACGAAAGUGGUGGGACCACUAAGCCAACACCUGACAAGCUUCGCCUGAUCCUGUGCUCGCUGACCUUCAUCAUCAUCUUGGUUGGGAUGGCAGGAAAUGCGACUGUGUUAUGGCUCCUGGGCUGCCGCAUGCGCAGGAACGCCUUCUCUGUCUAUGUCCUCAACCUGGCUGGAGCCGACUUCCUGUUCCUCUGCAGCAGCUUUAUACUAUACUUCAUAAAUGGUUUUGAUUUGUUCUCCAUUUACGUUCCAAAUCAUUUCUUGCCCAUUUGGAUCAUUUUCUACCUUGCAGGCCUGGGCAUCCUCAGCGCCAUUAGCACGGAGCGCUGCCUGUCUGUCCUGUGUCCCAUCUGGUACCGCUGCAGACGCCCCAGGUGCCUGUCAGCUUUCCUGUGUGCGCUGCUCUGGGCGCUGUCCUUGGUGCUGAGCCUCGUGGCAGGGAAUGACUGUGGUUUCCUAUUUAGCAGUGAGAGCUUGGAGAAGUGUAGGAAAAUUCGCUUCUUCACUGUGGCAUGGUUGAUAUUCUUAUUUUUGCUUCUCUCUGGGUCCAACCUGGCCGUGCUGUUCAGGAUCUUCUGUAGCUCACGGAAAUUUCAGCUGACCCGGCUGUAUGUGACUAUCCUGCUCACAGUGCUGGUCUAUCUCCUCUGUGGUCUACCCUAUGGCAUCUAUUUGUCCCUCUCACGCUUGAUUGAUAGCUUUUAUUGUGAUGUACCUAUCUAUUGUACUCUAAUUCUGGUUCUCUUGUCUUGUGUUAACAGCUGUGCCAACCCUAUCAUUUACUUCUUUGUGGGUUCGUUUAGGCAGCGGAGGCAGGGACAGACUCUCAAGCAGGUUCUUCAGAGGGCCCUACAGGACACUCCUGAGGAGGGUGACAGUGAGAAGAGUCUGCCCCAGGGAACAUUGGAGAUGUCAAGCAGUGGUGUAGUGUAG
Messenger RNA from Ochotona curzoniae (black-lipped pika), 1059 nucleotides. RefSeq names its product mas-related G-protein coupled receptor member X1-like. The transcript has a single exon. Gene Ontology annotation, cellular component: membrane. Gene Ontology annotation, biological process: G protein-coupled receptor signaling pathway. The record is from RefSeq and is a predicted model, not a curated record. Gene Ontology annotation, molecular function: G protein-coupled receptor activity. Bases 1 to 1059 code for a protein of 352 amino acids. Lineage: Eukaryota; Metazoa; Chordata; Mammalia; Lagomorpha; Ochotonidae.